AUGGCCUGCUUCAAAGACACCUCUGUGAACCAGCUCUGCCUUACUGAGCUAUUCACUCGCAUCGAAGACAGAUCUGGCACGCUCACUAGCGACAACCUUGCCUUUGUCAUGUUAUCCCUUGUCAUCCAACCGAGUUCUGCGGACAUUGAUUUCGUUACGAGAGGCGUAUGCAGCCACUGCGGGCAGCAGAUGUAUCACACAUUGAAUAUCGACUUCCCUGGCCUGCUCACAUCAGAUGACGUUUCUGACAACCAGAACUUGUGUGGCACGUCCUUCAUCAAUAUUACCGAACCCUUUGUGGUCACGCAGACUGCGAAUGGCCUCACGUUGGCUUAG
Molecule: messenger RNA, 336 nt
Organism: Heterobasidion irregulare TC 32-1
Lineage: Eukaryota; Fungi; Basidiomycota; Agaricomycetes; Russulales; Bondarzewiaceae
Exons: 3
Coding region: 1-336 (111 amino acids)
Source: RefSeq, a predicted model, not a curated record